AUGGACGUUAUCCUCGAGGUAUGGGAUCUGGUGAUUGGCGAUCGCCUGUACGCCGCAACUUUGCCAGCAACCCUCAAAUCGUCGCCGUCGCUGUCGACUUUUAUCCAGGAUGCAAACAAUACUCUGUCGCUCUUCGGCGAUGCUCGUUCAUACACCUACGAGCCCGCCUCCAGCUACCUGUAUCUUGAACCGUCCAAAUAUGCCUAUCUGAGCAUGUGGCCUCGCGACAAUAUAUACAGACAGGCGUCGAGCUUGUUCCUGAUUACAUGGAUUUUUGGCGUUCUCAUCUAUUUCUUCUUCUCGACCCUUUCUUACAUCUUCGUUUUCGACAAGACCACCGUUAAUCAUCCCAAAUACCUCCGCAAUCAGAUGCGUCUGGAAAUCGCGCAAACAAUGAGAUCCAUGCCUGUCAUGUCUAUCCUCACCACGCCUUUCUUCUUGGCCGAAGUCCGUGGCUACGGCAACAUGUACGACACGUUCGACCAGGAACCUUUCCCCUACUACAGUGUCCUGCAGUUCCCCUUGUUCAUUCUCUUUACCGAUCUGUGCAUCUACUGGAUUCACCGUGGCCUCCAUCAUCCGUUGAUCUACAAGACUCUGCACAAACCCCACCACAAAUGGAUCAUGCCAACCCCGUAUGCGUCGCACGCCUUCCACCCCAUUGACGGCUGGUCCCAGAGCAUUCCAUACCACGUCUUCCCGUUCAUCUUCCCGCUUCAGAAGUUUGCUUACGUUCUGCUCUUUGUCUUUAUCAACUUCUGGACCAUCUUGAUCCACGAUGGCGAAUAUGUUGCCAACAGCCCUGUUAUCAACGGUGCCGCUUGCCACACUAUGCAUCAUCUCUACUUCAACUACAACUACGGUCAAUUCACCACCCUCUGGGACCGUGUCGGCGGUAGCUACCGGAAACCCAAUGAGGAGCUCUUCCGACGCGAGACCAAGAUGGGUAAAAAGGAGUGGGAAAACCAAUCCAAGGAGAUGGAAACCAUUCUCAAAACUGUCGAAGGUGAAGAUGACCGCCAGUACCUCGGCGAAAAAGACACAAAGAAAAGGAUCUAA
Molecule: messenger RNA, 1059 nt
Organism: Talaromyces rugulosus
Lineage: Eukaryota; Fungi; Ascomycota; Eurotiomycetes; Eurotiales; Trichocomaceae
Exons: 2
Coding region: 1-1059 (352 amino acids)
Biological process (GO): lipid biosynthetic process
Molecular function (GO): iron ion binding; oxidoreductase activity
Source: RefSeq, a predicted model, not a curated record